Molecule: messenger RNA, 1825 nt
Organism: Toxoplasma gondii ME49
Lineage: Eukaryota; Apicomplexa; Conoidasida; Eucoccidiorida; Sarcocystidae
Product: RhoGAP domain-containing protein
Exons: 11
Coding region: 1-1572 (523 amino acids)
Biological process (GO): small GTPase-mediated signal transduction
Cellular component (GO): cytoplasm
Molecular function (GO): GTPase activator activity
Source: RefSeq, a predicted model, not a curated record
AUGUCGUACAUGGACAGCGAUGAGGAGGCAUCCCCCGAGAUGCUCCAACAGUAUAUGAAGGCGGUGGAGAUGGCCCAGAAGGAGGACCUUUCCGCGUUUGACCGAGUCGGCUUGAUCCGAUCGCUAGGCAAGAACAAGGACAACCAGGAGGUCCUUCUCAUCACCUUCUGCUUUCUUUCUGGCGCAGCAGACGAACUAGAGAAGGCAAUGCACUACGGACUGGCGAAACUACAUGCAAUGGAGAAUCAACCGUUUGUUCUAAUCUUCGGCCUGGCCAUGACCAACUGGCUCACCGAUGCUGCCUCGCUUCUUCAGCAGUGCUAUUUAUCACUCCCUAGCUCGAUCAAAAAGAGCCUGAAGAAAGUCUAUAUUCUGCACUGGACGACGGCCAAGAAGAUGGUUCUUGAAGCAAUGUCCUCUGUCGUCUCUGAGAAAUUCGCAAACAAGAUUGUCUACGUAGAACAGCUCUCUGACAUUCUCAGCACACUUCAAAUGCCACCUACGGAAGCACUCACGAAGUUCCCAUAUGUCGUCCAGCACGAAGAGGAAGAGCGUCUGUCUCCCGGUGACGCUAUUUCGAUUUACGGGACGCCUCUCGCGACGCUGUGUGCGCGAAUUCCGACAGACGUGGUUCCGCCAUACAAGCGGCUUCCUGCUGUGUACGUGGACUUUGUUGACCAUAUCACGUCUCGUGAUGUUAUCGGCACCAAAGACUUGUUUUGUUUGCAAGCUGACUGCGCGUCCAUCUACGCGUUUGUCGGGGAUAUCGAUCAAGGGAAUCCCUUUGCCGAAUGGACAAACAUCCCUGCUUUGAUCACCGGCUUCCGCCUUCUUUUCGAUUCCCUGCCUACACCGUUCCUCGGUGAAGGAGCAUAUGCUGCUUUCUCGGCCUUAACAAAGGGCGCGACCGCUCCUGACAAAACAGUUCUUCUCGACACAGUGACUCAGCUGCUCUCAGCUCUGUCUCCAGGCGAACAAGAAGCUUUCUCGUACGUGCUGAAAGCAUUCAAAACCAUUUCAGGCGAAUCGUCCCAAAACGGAAUGACUCCCCUGAAAAUCGCCGAGGUCUUCGCUCCCUCCUUCUGUCGGCCGCCGACCAAGCCAGACGCUCAAGCCCCCAUCGUUACCCAAAUGAUUGUGCAAGCAAUUUCUCUGGCUAUCGAGUCUCCUGAGAAGGUGACACCAAGUGAGAAGCCCACGACAGGCCCCCGUCCAGGACUUACUGAAGCUGGUAAUGCAGCAAAGGCUGCACCGAAGAAAAAACGAGCCGAGAGUUCUUCGUCUGAGUCGUCUUCUUCAUCUUCUGAAGAAGAAUCGUCUUCUUCGGAAGACUCCAGUGAAGAGACAGACAAAAGUGAGAAUGCGACACAGCCAGCAGCAGCGGCAGCUGCACCCGCCCAGCCGCCAGCGACCCCAGCGGCGAAGGCUCCAGAAACAAACACCCCGAAGGCAGCUGCGCCGAAACAACAGCUCAACCGUCAGGCUUCAAAAGGCAAGAGACCGAGUAGCUCGUCAAGCAGCGAGGAGAGUUCGGAGGACGACAGCACCUCCUCGGAGGAGGAAGAUAAUUGAACGUAAACUCCAACCGGAGAUUUUCGAGAAAGACUGGAGAAGGUUUGGCAAACAUCUUGGUAAAAGAACGCCAAGUCCCGAAGUGGAUCUUUUUAGGGGAAGGCGGAAGGCUAUUGGCUCGCGUGGUGGGGUAAUAGGUAUAUACGUCGGGUAUGCGAAACAGUUAAGCGCGUUUCAAGAAUUAUGUGUGGAGACUCAGUAAACGGCAAACUGAGGAUAUCCACGUGGACUCCCUGAUGACGUUUUUUUUGCU